Molecule: messenger RNA, 2137 nt
Organism: Ipomoea triloba (trilobed morning glory)
Lineage: Eukaryota; Viridiplantae; Streptophyta; Magnoliopsida; Solanales; Convolvulaceae
Exons: 9
Coding region: 247-1857 (536 amino acids)
Cellular component (GO): plasmodesma; plasma membrane
Source: RefSeq, a predicted model, not a curated record
AUGGAUCCAAACCGCGGAAUCAAAGACGUGCAAUGCCAGUUUCCUCAAACACGUCAUACAAUAGUAUAUAUGUGUAUAUAUAUAAAUUAAACACACACGGCAAGAAUUCUGAAUUCCCUUUUUGGCUUCCUUCCUGAAGAGACCACUGAGCUUCUUUUUUACCGUAUAAAGUCAAGAAAAUAGUGAAAAACAAUACCCAAUAUAAGAAUUGAGAGUGUUUAAUCUUUGGGUAAAGACUAAACAGCCAUGCUCUCAAGCAAUCAAAUCUCCCGUGUACCCUCUUUUCUGUUCAUAUUCAUAAUCCUUUUGUCCCCAUUUGGGUUAGCUUCUGUGAUUCCAGGUGUGGUUGAUGGGAGCAAUAAUGGUGCAGUUUCUUGGGGAAAUGGAAGGUCACUAUUACAGGAAAACAAUGGUGGAGAUUCAUCCUUGAUACUCGCUGCAGAGAGAACACACAGGAAAGACCCAUCUGACAAGCUAAACUACUAUACUGGUGGAUGGAAUAUCAGUAAUGACCAUUACAAGUCUUCUGUGGCUUUUACUGGUGCCCCGCUUUUCUUAAUUGCUGCAAUUUGGUUUUUGGGAUUUGGCCUCGCAUUGCUGUUAGUCUGUCUUUGCUGUUGCUGCUGCAGGAAAACUCGCUAUGGUUACUCCCGAAGUGCUUAUGCACUUUCGCUUGCCUUUCUCGCUUUAUUUACUGUUGCUGCAAUCAUUGGCUCUGCGGUUCUGUAUACUGGACAAGACAAAUUUUACCAUAGUACAAAAGACACAAUGGACUUUGUUGUGGCCCAAGCAGAUUCCACGGUCUACAAACUGAGAAACGUGUCGGGUGUUCUGGCUGUAGCCAAAAGUACUGGAGUUGCUCAGAUUUUUCUACCGAAAGAUGUUCAGAACAGCAUUGAUCGGGUUGAUGACACCAUCAACUCUUCUGCUAACACUCUUGAAACUGAAACGCGGAACAACAAAAGGGACAUCUUACGUGCUAUAGACGUGGUGAGUAAGACUCUCAUAAUUUUAGCUGCCGUUAUGCUUGGCUUGGCCGCUCUUGGUUUUUUAUUGUCUAUCCUUGGCCUGCAAUUUCUCGUGUACAUUCUGGUGAUCCUAGGAUGGAUUCUCAUUGCAGCAACAUUUUUCUUGAGCGGUGUAUUUUUAGUUCUUCACAAUGUGGUCGGGGACACUUGUGUUGCCAUGGAUCAAUGGGUUAAGCACCCGGAGGCUCAUACCGCAUUGGAUGAUAUUAUUCCCUGUGUAGACCCUCAAGCUGCUCGAGCCGCGCUGUCCCAAAGCAAAGACGUGACAUUCCAGAUGGUUGGGGUCGUUAACAGGAUCAUAAACAAUGUGUCUAACGUUAACAUGCCAGCCCGUUCACCCGCUUGGUACAAUCAAUCUGGUCCAUUGGUGCCUAACCUCUGCAAUCCAUUUAACUCUGACAAGACAGAUCGAAACUGUGCUGCUGGCGAGGUUGAGUUCAGUAAUGCAACCGAGGUUUGGAAGAGUUAUGUCUGUAAAGUUUCGGCGAAGAAUGUGUGCACCACAGUGGGGCGUUUAACGCCUGAUCUGUACAGGCAGAUGAACACUGCAAUUAACAUCAGUGGCGGUCUAUACCACUACGGUCCAUUCCUCACCGAACUUGUCGACUGCACAUUCCUUCGAGGUACGUUCAAUGUGAUACACGAUGAUCAUUGCCCCGAUUUGAGCAAGUUCAGCAAGUGGGUCUACAUCGGGCUGGCUCUGGCAUCGGCUGCAGUCAUGUUCUCGCUCAUAUUCUGGGUAAUCUACGCCCGAGAGAGGCGCCACCGUAAGUACACCAAACUGGUGGACGCGAGAUCCGGGUUGGGCUCUCCUUCCCCGAGCAAAUGAUGAUUGUUUCUGAAUGUUAUUGUUGUUUAAGGUAACUAUGAACACUUGCAUAUUAACUACUAGGACCCUUGAGGGUAUUGAUCUUGACAUUCAUGGUGUGAAUAUUAUCAUAGUCAGACAGAAUUACAAUUUUAUGUAACCAAAGGAUCAUGUUUUUGGAGCCUCAAGUUUCUGUGCUCUUAUUACAUACAUGUUCUCUGUAUUGCUGUCCUUAUCAUUGAUUGCACAUUUUAGGAGGAUUGGCUUUGGUUUUGCUGACUCAGUCCUCAUUUUCUGCUAA